Molecule: messenger RNA, 618 nt
Organism: Solenopsis invicta (red fire ant)
Lineage: Eukaryota; Metazoa; Arthropoda; Insecta; Hymenoptera; Formicidae
Gene: RpL36A
Product: 60S ribosomal protein L44
Exons: 4
Coding region: 79-549 (156 amino acids)
Biological process (GO): translation
Cellular component (GO): ribosome; cytosolic large ribosomal subunit
Molecular function (GO): structural constituent of ribosome
Source: RefSeq, a predicted model, not a curated record
UUCCUUUCAUAAUGAUCUUAUAUGCAACCGAGAUGCGAGAAAUAUCAUGGCGAUCGGUCGUUAUAUUAAUAAUUAUGCAUGUGGAAGGGCAAAAAAUAUGCUCAAGGUUUCUCUGAAUUUGUUGCAAUGCAACGGGAAAGAACGCAUGCGCAGGCGCGCUGCACAGUUUCUACAGGAGCCACAGGCGCCCUCGAUUUCCGGUCUCAGACGUUUCUUUUUCUUGACGCGUUCAAGAUGGUUAACGUGCCGAAGCAGAGGCGUACUUUUUGCAAAAAAUGCAAAGUACACAAGAAUCACAAAGUGACGCAGUAUAAGAAAAGUAAGGAGAGACAUGCCUCGCAGGGCAGAAGGCGUUAUGACCGCAAGCAGCAAGGAUUUGGUGGUCAGACCAAGCCCAUCUUCAGAAAGAAGGCAAAAACAACAAAGAAAAUUGUACUGAGGAUGGAAUGCACGGAAUGCAAGUAUAGGAAACAAAUUCCAUUGAAAAGAUGCAAACAUUUUGAACUAGGAGGUGACAAGAAGAGAAAGGGUCAAAUGAUUCAGUUCUAAGCCACCCACUCAAUUUCUUACAUUCUGCAUUCUGUAUUUAAUAAAUAAAUAAAUCUAUAGGAAUUUGUA